UCAGCCCGGGUGAGGGGAUGUGGAAUGGAGGCCUGGGUGGCCGAUGGAGCCGGUGCCCUGCUGGGACCCUAAACACGACCCGCGCCAAUUCUGUUGAGUUCAGCGGAGUUUAAGGUAGCAAACCUCCAAUUGCCAACCCCAAAUUUCCAUCAUGGAACAGUAUCAUGUGUUGGAGAUAAUUGGAGAAGGCUCUUUUGGAAAGGUGUACAAAGGACGUCGCAAAUACAGUGCACAGAUCGUGGCUUUGAAGUUUAUCCCCAAAGUGGGUCGGUCACAGAAAGAGCUGAAGAACUUGCAGCGAGAGAUUGAGAUCAUGAGAGGGCUUCAUCACCCUAACAUUGUCCAGAUGCUUGACAGUUUUGAGACUGAUAAAGAGGUGGUGGUAGUGACAGAUUAUGCUGAAGGGGAGCUCUUCCAGAUCCUUGAGGAUGAUGGAAACUUACCUGAGGAGCAGGUACAGGGUAUUGCUUCUCAGUUGGUCUCUGCACUUUACUACCUGCACUCACAUCGCAUCCUGCACCGGGAUAUGAAACCCCAGAACAUCCUACUGGGAAAAGGGGGUAUAAUCAAGCUCUGUGACUUUGGCUUUGCCCGUGCAAUGAGUAUUCAUACAAUGGUGUUGACAUCUAUCAAAGGCACGCCACUUUACAUGUCUCCUGAACUAGUGGAAGAGAAGCCCUAUGACCAUACAGCUGACCUCUGGUCAGUGGGGUGUAUUUUGUAUGAGCUGUAUGUUGGGACGCCACCCUUCUACACUAACAGCAUAUUCCAGUUGGUCAGCCUGAUCGUCAAGGAUCCUAUCAAGUGGCCUAAAAAUAUGAGUCCCCAUUUCAAGAGCUUCUUGCAAGGUCUGCUGAUGAAGGACCCUCGUCAGCGCUUGUCCUGGCCGGAGCUGCUCUAUCAUCCUUUCAUUGCUGGACGAGUAACUGUGAUUGAAGAUGCAGCAGAUCAAGGCAUUGCCAACCCAUUCACCAGCAAACUUCCUCCUGAAUUGCAGGCUCUGAAAGAGCAACAGACACACUCAUUGGCCCCUCACAGCGGCCAGUCAAAGAUCCUGAGGAAGGCACGGCAGAAAAUGGCUCAGGAAGCUCAGAGAAAGGGGUUGGGGAAAUCUAAGACUUUGCUUAAGGAAGAAACCACAGAAGGAGUCCAGAGCCACCCACACAAAGCAAACGUUUUGGAUACCGAUCCCAGAGAAGAGAAUCAGGCAGUUCCCAGCAAUGGAGGACAGAGACAUUCUAUUCUAGGAGAAAUAGGAUUAGAAUCGGAGCAAAAAGAGCCAUCCCCUACACCUCGAGAGAACCGGAUUACACAUGAUUAUGAGCAAGAGUUCCCUGAGAGGAGGCCAGAAGGCGGCAGAGCAGAAGCACGAGGUAGACACAGCAUCAAUACUGUAGAUCUGGAGGCAGAGGAGAUGGAUAGUGAUGAAGAGUGGCAAUACCUGAUAGAUGCCACAGAUCCUGCACACAUGCAGCUGAGUGCCCCACUGAGCCUUUUACAAGACCCUGCCUUUGUGCAACGUAUCCACACAUGUUUCAAAGAUUCUGGCCAGCAGGUCCUCGAGGGAAUGCUCGAAGGAGCCUCCCAUCUUCGUCCUGCCCUCCAUGUCAUUGGCAACUUGUUAGGGACUCGUUGUAACUCUGAGCUGCUGUGCACCUUCUGCAGUGACAUAGAUCUUACCCAGUUCCUGAUGCAGCUAGUAGGAAACAUCCUGGACAGCAUCAGCAUUAAGCAGCAACCCUGGCACAUCACUCUGCUGAUAGACCUAAUUGCUGUGAUGUCAGCCUUCUUUGCCAGUGAUUUCAACCAAGAGAAGGGAGGAAAAAAGCAGAGUUUGCAGGCAUUUCACAACUCUGCCAAUCAGUUCCUAGUCCUAUUGCCCGCUUUGCUGUCUCAACCCACAGACAAAGAAGGCAAGCUGCGAGAACAAAGCCUCAUGUGCUUCACCUGCUUGUGUGAGAGCAUGGAUAACACCUGCCCCUCCAUCUCCGUCCCCUUUUACACCAGCCUGCUUGAGGAUCAUCACCUGCUGCUGAAUGCACUUUGCCAAGGUGCCAGCUUGUCCCCGAAAGAAGGAAGCCUAGCACUGGAGUGGAAUCAGAGCUUGGCAGUUGCCUUUACAUCUGCCCUGGCAGCAUCCUGUGGCAUCCCAGGAGGGCACAGCACAUGUCACAGAGCUAAAAAGAAGAUCUCCCAACGAAUAGCUGAGAAGCUCACAGAGAAAGAUAACCAGCUGCUGCCAAGUCUUUUCUCAGGAGUUGAGUGCCCAGCCUCUUUCCUGAAUGGGCUAAAGGUUCUGUAUGCCUGUUGUCAUGUCAGUCAGACUCUGUGCCAUCACUUAGCAACUCCAGAAGUGCUGAGUUCCCUGGUUCACUACCUCCAGGGCAAGGUCCCACUAGCUGAAGUGGCACAAGCACAGUCUGUUGAAGCCUCCCUGAGACUCUUCUCUUUGCUGCUCUUUCAGCUUCAGCUCCUCACACCUCUGUAUGAUGCUGUGCUAAAAGAGACAAUAGAGCUUUUCAACCAUGAGGCAACUACUUCCAUCCUAAGUGCUGCAGGAUUGCUGCUGACCUAUUUCAUCCAGUAUGGUGCUAUGGUGAAACUCAGGCGAGACGAUGCCUUGGCAGCAAUAGCCACUGCAUUUACAGAACCCGCAGAGCUCUGUCUACCACCCCCCAUGGGAGCUGGUUUCUAUGAUGGGCUCCUGCUCUUGCUGUUGCACCUGUUAAGCCAGGGCGAUGCAGCAGUGGUGUGGGACUUUGCUAGCUCAGAACUUUGGAGCGUUGUGUGGCAUCGCUUUGCCAUGGUGCUCCACUUGACCACUCAGGCUCCAGUGAUGGAAGGAGAGACCCCAAGGACUGGCCAGCAUUCCCCAGAGCCACACUGGAACCUCAUCUCACCACAAGGAGCCUUGGUAUUCCUCAGCUUAGCACUCUUCGUCUUCAUGCGAGAGCCUCACCAGUGUCUGCUCCAGCUGGCCCAGCCCAAUGGAGUUAUCAUGGCAACCCUGAACAAGCUGCUUGAACCUGACUUCCUUGAGCACUUGGCCCAGACGCAGGUGCAGGAAGAUGGUGAACCAGAGCUGGUGCCCGCUGUCGUGCUCCAAGUCUGCCAGCUCUUUUGUUUUCCCUUUGCUCUGGAUAUGGACCCUGAAAUUUUACAGCUUAUCAUGACAAGUCUGAAGGAUUAUGAAAUACCUGCCCGAUUACUCCAGGUCUGUACUCACACUCUUCCCUUCUCUGAGACUGAGUUGCCACUGAGUCUCCUGUGUCACUUGGUACUGAGUGAUGAAGAGGUCAUUGAGCAGGUGGUAGGAGUAGCUUCCUCCAAGCACACCAUUGCCUUCUUGUCAGCUGUUCUGCUAUCUGACCAGACAACCCUGACUGCAGACCUGUUGUCCCUCCUUGCCCAUGUAGCUCGGGCUGGUGCAACCCACCUGCCUUUCCUGCAGAAGCUUUUCUAUGGGUCAGACUCUGCCUCCCAGCCACUGAGCCGCCUGCUGUGCCACCAGGAGCCUGUAGUUCGUGCCAGGACCUGCACCCUUGUAGGCAACCUGCUGCGCCACAGACAGGGCUUUCCUCAGGUGCUGCAGGGCCAACUUGGGCUGUUGGAAUGUCUGCUGGAACAUCUUUCAGAUGAGAAUGAACAUGUCCGCCGCUCAGCCAGUUUUGCUGUUGGCAAUGCAGCCUACCAGGCUGGUCCUCUCAUGCAGGCCCUCAGCAAAGCCGUGCCCUGGGUAGUUCAGCUCCUGAGCGAUCCUCAGGCCAAGACCCGUUGCAAUGCAGCUUCAGCACUGGGUAACUUGGGCCAGCAGUCAGCAGAGGUGGAGGAUUUGCUGAUCCAGAGCAGAGCACCUGAUCUUCUGUUGCAUGUGGCCUGCCAUGACUCCCAGCCUGCUGUGCAAGAGGCAGCGCUUAUUGCUCUUCGCUCCAUGGGCCGGCAGCCCAGGAUCCACCAGGUGCUGGUCUCACUCAGAGCAAGUGAGAAGCUGGAAGCACUCUCCCUUAGAGAGUCUCGGACUAGUGCCUAUAGCAACCUGCGGCCCUCAACAACAAAGCACUGCAAAAAAUUAAUCCAUCUCCUGCAACCUGUGCAUAGCGCCUGAGAAUUUGGAAGAGGACAUCCCUGUCCCUAUUUCUCCUUCCCAUCUUCUGAACCUUGGAGAAUCAAAUACUAUUGUAGCUAUUUUUAGGAGUGUUCUUCAGUGUGCCUUAAUGUCUGGGGGCUUUUUCCUUUUUAACUGAAGUUGAAAAAAGCCAUUCCAGAGAUCUGUAAACUUCUUUGUGGCAUCUGAAUGGGGAAAGUGUGCUUGUUCAGUAAGGACAUAAUCCAAAUGGACUUGUGCAACUGACAGGCUGUUUGUACUGUACCUGUUUCCUGUUGUAAAACUUCAAGAAAAAAGCCAGAUGCACUGUUGCCUAAGUGAAGAGAGCACUGUAUAGUUCAUGUGUAAGAACAAUUAUAACCUAGCUCUAGUACUCCCAACAGCAAGUGCUUUGGAAUGUUGGUCUUCCAUACAGUUCAUUCUUCUGAAACUUUCAUCCUUCCCCCUUAAAUAUGAAAGGUAGAAAACCAUCAUUCCUGCUUAAAAGAGCAAACAUCAGUAUUGCUCACCAAAAGGCCUCCCUUUCUUUGAGGUUUGCUGGUUAACUUAUGGGACAAAAGCUAAGAGCAUCUUGGAGUAGGAACAGCUAGCUUCUGUCCGGACUCCUGAUCAGUCUUAAUACGUUGCAUCCAUCAUUUGUCAUCAAAGACUCCAGUAUCUUAUUUAUUGAGGAUUUUGCUAUGAACAUGGCCGGGUUGGUCUUUUGACUUAAUAUUUUCUAGUAUGCCUUUGUAAUAAAAGCUGGUUUCUUUCCUAA
Messenger RNA from Varanus komodoensis (Komodo dragon), 4862 nucleotides. RefSeq names its product serine/threonine kinase 36 (gene STK36). Bases 152 to 4105 code for a protein of 1317 amino acids. Gene Ontology annotation, biological process: protein phosphorylation. The record is from RefSeq and is a predicted model, not a curated record. Gene Ontology annotation, molecular function: ATP binding; protein kinase activity. Gene Ontology annotation, cellular component: cytoplasm. NCBI's taxonomy places the organism in Eukaryota, Metazoa, Chordata, Lepidosauria, Squamata, Varanidae. The transcript is spliced from 27 exons.